This is a messenger RNA of Entrophospora sp. SA101, 1143 nucleotides long. Lineage: Eukaryota; Fungi; Glomeromycota; Glomeromycetes; Entrophosporales; Entrophosporaceae. The record is from the annotation of a GenBank genome assembly.
AUGUUAAAUCUUUUUGAUUUUGAGGCUGUUGCUCAGCAAAUUUUAAAACCUGAAGCAUGGGCUUAUUACAGUUCAGGGGCUGAUGAUGAAAUCACUUUAAGAGAAAAUCACAAUGCCUUUCAUCGUAUCUGGAUAAAACCAAGAGUUAUGAGGAAUGUAUCGGAUAUUAGCACCAGUACAACAUUACUGGGUUAUUAUUCAUCAUUUCCUUUAUACAUUAGUGCUACUGCAUUAGGUAAAUUAGGCCACCCUGAAGGUGAAGUGGUUUUAACCAAAGCAUCACACACACACAAAAUUAUUCAAAUGUUACCUACACUAGCAUCAUGUUCUUUAGAUGAAAUGACAAAUGCAAGAGGUGAAGGACAAAUACAAUUUUUUCAAUUAUAUGUUAAUAGUGACAGAAAUAUUACAAAGAAAGCUGUUGAGAUUGCAGAAGAAAAAGGGUGUAAAGCGGUCAUGAUCAAUGUUGAUGCGCCGCAAUCGGGAAAGAAGGACAUGAGAGUUAAAUUUGUGGAUUCGCCACCAGAUUUACAAGGUGAAAAUAAUUUAAACCGUGAUCAAGGUGCUGCUAGAGCAAUUACCUCAUUUAUUGACCCAUCAUUAAAUUGGGAUGAUUUGGAGUGGUUUAAAUCAAUCACAUCUAUGCCAAUCAUGCUCAAAGGCAUACAAACAGCUGAAGAUGCUAUCCUAGCAGCUAAAUACGGAUGUGCUGGUAUUGUAUUAUCAAAUCACGGUGGCAGGCAGCUUGAUUUUGCUAGAUCAGGAAUAGAAAUUCUACCUGAAGUUGUUCAAGCACUCAAAAAAGAAAAUUUAUUUGAUAAAAUCGAAAUUUAUGUUGAUGGAGGUAUCAGACGUGGCACAGAUAUUUUCAAAGCAAUAGCUUUAGGCGCGAAAGCUGUUGGUAUUGGUAGACCUAUGUUGUAUGCUAUGUCAUCUUAUGGUCAACCAGGUGUUGAAAGAGCAUUGAGGUUAUUAAGAGAUGAACUUGAAAUGACGAUGAGAUUAGCUGGUGUAACAUCCUUGAAAGAAAUUACACCUGAUUUUGUUGACAUUAAAAAUUUAAAUGACCAUAUUUUUGUUCCUAAAGAUUAUCUUUUUUCAAAUGUUUAUGAUAAACCUUUUCCAAGAAGAAGUAAAUUAUAA